This is a messenger RNA of Nymphaea colorata (pocket water lily), 2602 nucleotides long. RefSeq lists its product as uncharacterized. Gene Ontology annotation, molecular function: protein dimerization activity. The transcript has 3 exons. The record is from RefSeq and is a predicted model, not a curated record. Lineage: Eukaryota; Viridiplantae; Streptophyta; Magnoliopsida; Nymphaeales; Nymphaeaceae. Bases 221 to 2473 code for a protein of 750 amino acids.
CUGGGUCGAGUACCGGUGUCGACACGCGGACACGGGGAUCCCGACACGGCGAUACGGCUGGAUACGUUUUGGAUCGGGUCUGGGUCAGACCCGAUCCAAACUACUUGUAUAACUGAUUUUUUAACCCGCGUUUUGUUUUACGCACUAACAUCUACCCUCGACGCUCGACCUUCGUUUACCCUCCACGGCUAACGCAGCAGGCUGGCAGCACAGUAAGCCAAUGGCGGGCGACGGCGAGCUCCGGCGAUCGACGGCGACUUCCGGUGGCGUCCGGCGGCAGCCAGCGACAGGCAGUAUGGCGAGCAAAGGAAAAACAGUGUCUCAGUCUCAAGACUCUCAACCUACAAGUUGUGGUUCUGGAUCAGCUACACCUCAGCCACCAUUAUGGUCAUACGUGAAUCUAAUGGGGAAACCUCCUGGAGGCGGUGGAAAUGCUUUUUUUAGGUGUAAUUUUUGUGAAGGACAGUUCAAUGGAUCAUAUACAAGAGUGAAAGCACAUCUAUUAAAAAUCAGUCAAAAAGGAAUUCAACCAUGUAAGAAAAUCACUAACGAGACUUUGGCUCAGUUGAAGAAAGAACAAAAAGCCUUUGAGAAUAAGAAAAGCACAUCAUCUGGAUCUGGUUUCAUUGACAUUGCUUCAAUUUUACAUGAUGAUAUUCAGAAUCCUACCAAAAAAAGAAAAGUUGUUGAUGUUCAUCAGAAAUCAAUUAAGGAUUCAUUUAGUUUACAAGGACGGCGAGAAUUAGAUCUAAAAGUGGCGACAUUUUUCUAUGCUAAUUGCAUACCAUUUAAUGUAGCUAGAAGUCCAUAUUGGAGAGACUUAGUUACAUCUAUUGCAAAUUCUAACUUGACUGGGUAUGUUCCCCCUAGUUCUGAAAGGCUUCGCACUGUACUACUAGAACAACAGAUGACUCGAGUGAACAAAUUGUUAGAGUCUCAAAAGUUCACUUGGGAUCAACACGGAGUUUCUAUUGUUUCUGAUGGCUGGACAGAUUUGCAACGACGCCCUCUUAUUAAUUUCAUUGCAACUUCAGCAAAUGGACCAAUUUUCUUGAAAGCAAUAGAUGCAUCUGGUGAAUACAAAAGUGCUGAGUAUCUGAAAGGAUUGUUUAUGGAAAUAAUUGAAGAAGUGGGGAAAGAAAACGUUGUUCAGCUAAUUACAGACAAUGCACCUGUAUGUAGAGCAGCUGGUAUUGCGAUAGAAAAGGAGUACCCUCAUAUCUUUUGGACUUCUUGUGCAGUUCAUAGUUUAAAUUUGGCUCUAAAGAGUAUAUGCAAUCCACCAAGUAAAGAGCAAGAUCCUCAUGCUUAUGAAUUAUGUUCGUGGAUUGAAGACUUGGAAAAGGAUGUGAGGAACAUCAGAAAUUUCAUAGUAAAUCAUCAACAUGCACUUUCCAUUUAUAACAAGCAUUCUGAUCUAAAAUUAUUAAGAGUUGCAGAGACACGUUUUGCAUCUCUAAUUGUUAUGGUCAAAAGGAUAAAAAGGGUGAAAAGUGCAUUGAUCAGUAUGGUGACUGAUGAUGAUUGGAGUUUCUACCGUGCUGAUGAUGAUGACAAAGCUCAAGCAAUCAAAGGAAUGAUUCUUGAAGACAAGUGGUGGGAUCAAAUCUUUUAUUUUCUUGCAUUCACAGAGCCGAUCUGGGAGAUGUUGAGAGUUCUUGAUUGUGAUAAUUCAACGUUGCACUGUGUGUAUGAGAUGUGGGACACUAUGAUUGAAAAAAUCCAAGAGGUUAUUUUUAAGCAUGAAAAAAAAAGUAUUGCACUUGAAGAUUCAGCAUUUUUUGAUCAUGUGCAUAGAAUAUUGAUUGCAAGAUGGGAUAAAAGUAGCAAUCCUCUUCAAUGCAUGGCACAUACAUUAAAUCCUAAAUAUUAUGGAAAAAAGUGGCUUACAGGGGGUGUUGGAAGAACCCCACCACAUCUGGAUCUAGAAUUAUCAACAAACAGAGUAGCAUGUAUUAAUAGGAUUUUCAUUGAUGUACAUCAAAAUCGCCGAGCUAAUGAUGAGUUUGAAAGGUUUUCUACUGGAAUUGGAGAAGAUGUAGGUGCAACUGUAGACAAAGAUAAUUAUCCAUCUUUAUCUUGGUGGAUUAAACAUGGAACUGCUUAUCCUACUCUUCAAUACCUUGCUUUCAGAUUGCUAGUUCAACCUGCUACAUCUUCAUGCAGUGAGAGAAAUUGGAGUACAUAUUCACAAAUCCACACUAUAAAACGAAAUAAUCUCACAAGCAAACGUGCAGAAAAUCUGGUUUAUGUGCAUUCUAACCUUCGGCUUCUAUCACGGAACAAAGAAGAAUAUAGGGAAGGAGAAACUAAAUAUUGGGACGUGAAUGUUGACGACUUUAACUUAGAACAAGAGAAUGAACUUGAAGUUGUUAAUUCAAGAUUCGAAGAACCUUGUAUUCCCUCAACAUCUUCUAUUGUGGAAGAAGAGGAGAUUGGGGAGAACGAUGAUUUGGGCAUUGAUGAUGACUAGAAUGAUGAUGAACAAUGUUUUGUGAUGAUUGAUGAAUAAUGUUUUGUAACUUUCUUUGAGACUUUCUUCCUUAUGUCUUAGUAGUUAUCACUUUUGAGAUUGGUGAUGAACAAUGUUUUGUUUGAGACU